AUGGAAGAAAUCGAGCCAUAUGUAAGGCGAAAAAGAAUGAAUCCUGGGAAAUCGAAUAAGUUGCAAGGUCUUAACGAAGAGGAACAGGCAGUCUUGCGUAUGAGUAUUAAUUCAAGGGAACGGAAAAGGAUGCACGAUCUGAAUGAUGCACUUGAUGAGCUCCGACAAUGCUUACCAUAUUCGCAUCGUGCCGGAUCCAGAAAAAUGUCCAAAAUCAAUACAUUGCUUCUAGCUAGUAGCUGGAUCAAACACCUAACAAACGCAAAUAAUGAACUGCGACGGAAAUUGGAUGACCUUGGAAACCGUAGCCAAGGAAAUGCCACAGCAGUUCUCCAAGCAACUUCUACAUCUUCACCUCAUUCGGAGUCGCCAAGUGCAUUAGCGCCAAUUGAUCUUUUUAAGCAGUCACCUCCAUCUUUACCAUUCAAAUUGGUACCCGAAACGACACAAAAAAGCCUUCUUAGGCUUUCGGUACCUGUAUCCGUACCAGUACCGGUACAACCAUGUGUUAAAUCUAUUAACGGCUUUUGCUUCUGUGUCAAUUGUUUGAUUACAAAUACCGGUUUAACAAAAAAUUUCCACAAAGAUAAAUAA
This is a messenger RNA of Brugia pahangi, 594 nucleotides long. The record is from the annotation of a GenBank genome assembly. NCBI's taxonomy places the organism in Eukaryota, Metazoa, Nematoda, Chromadorea, Rhabditida, Onchocercidae.